AUGGAUGCAGGAGGCGUAGUGAACGCGCUUGAAAAGCUAGGGACAACGGCCAGGUGGCCACGCAAGAGCGACAUGCCAAAUAGCGAGAAAGACACCACCAAAUGGUCCAACUAUCAUGGCGACCAUGGCCAUCGCACGGAGGACUGCAACGCCCUCAAGAAAGAAGUGGCUUGGCUGCUUAAGAAAGGCUAUCUAGAGCAUCUCAUGGGGAAGAAAGGACAACAAGAGAAUAAAUUCGGUCCCAGCCAGCAACAACCUCGUCCUCCACCUGAGCCUACGCAUGAUAAGGUAAUCAAUUCUAUCUCUGGUGGAUCAGAAAUAUGUGGAGUAACCUACUCUGCAGCUAAAAGAUUCGCCCGAGAAGGCUCCAAAGCUGUACCAAAGCAAUAUAGAAGUGCAAAGGAGAAAAAGCUCAGAAACAUGACCAUCAGCUUUGACGAGGAGGAUGGAGAUGAAGAAGCUGACCACCAUGAUGGCCUUGUCGUAUCCCUCACCAUCAGCAACUCCCUUAUGAAGAGAGUGUUAAUAGACAACGGCAGCUCAGCUAAUAUCAUAUUCAAAAGUGCCCUCGAAAGCAUGGGACUGCAGGAAGCUGACAUCCUCAAAAAAGCAACCGUCUUAUUCAUAUUCAAUGGCGAGCCAGCUACAACGCUCGGGGAAAUCAUACUACCUACCUAUGCAAAAGGAGUCAACUUGCAGACUAAAUUCAAUGGGGUGGAUUCCCCUCAGCAUAUAAUAUCAUUAUGGGGACACCAUGGAUUCAUAAAAUGCGAGCUGUGCCAUCAAACUAUCAUCAAACUAUCAAAUUCCCUACCAAAUGGGGAGUGCAAGAAAUCAAGGGCGAUCGCAAGCUGGCAAGAGAAUGUUAUAGCAUAUCCCUCAAAGCAAAGAAAGAGUCCAGCUAGCAAUUACAGCAAGGUCCAGUGCCAGCUAAACCAGUAG
Messenger RNA from Beta vulgaris subsp. vulgaris (sugar beet), 942 nucleotides. RefSeq lists its product as uncharacterized. The record is from RefSeq and is a predicted model, not a curated record. The coding region runs from base 1 to 942 and encodes 313 amino acids. Lineage: Eukaryota; Viridiplantae; Streptophyta; Magnoliopsida; Caryophyllales; Amaranthaceae. The transcript has a single exon.